Molecule: messenger RNA, 321 nt
Organism: Cyclocybe aegerita
Lineage: Eukaryota; Fungi; Basidiomycota; Agaricomycetes; Agaricales; Hemipholiotaceae
Source: the annotation of a GenBank genome assembly
AUGUCCUUUACAAACACUGCCGCAGCUGAUCAAGUAAACGAGAACUUCUUUGAGUCGAUACAACUCGAUCUGACCUAUCAUCAGCCCGUUUCAUCCAGUCCACCGAGCGUUCUCAUCUUCAACGUUGGACGGAGCAGCCCAAGGCAGCUCAACGAUGGUCCAGUAGGCGACACAAGCCUCUUGCAGUCCUUCAUCAACGCGUUGCAAAGCAUCAAGGCCAAGGGAUACGUCGUUCAAGGAGCAAUGUACGGUCCGGAUGGAGCGAAUAUCUUCAUUGACACCGACGAUGAGGAUUGGGAUGCUCAUAUUAGCAUUCACUGA